This is a messenger RNA of Vollenhovia emeryi, 4251 nucleotides long. RefSeq lists its product as uncharacterized. NCBI's taxonomy places the organism in Eukaryota, Metazoa, Arthropoda, Insecta, Hymenoptera, Formicidae. The coding region runs from base 361 to 3717 and encodes 1118 amino acids. The record is from RefSeq and is a predicted model, not a curated record. The transcript has 12 exons.
UUUUCAGCCAAUGCGAGUCCUUCGGAACCCAACUAGUGGCGCUUUUACUGACGAAAGAGAAUCCGGAGCACGAGCCUCGUUAUCCUCCGCGCCAGAGGAAAGGAUACCGCCGCCGCCUGCCGCCAGUUGUCGCUGCCCGUCUCGCCGGACGGGAGGCCUCCCUUCUCGCCCGCCAUCGCCGGUGGUGCGUCCAUCCCGCCGUUAUCCUGCUCGCCUGUGUUCGCCCUCGCGCGCUCGCUCGGAUCAGUUCGUACGCUUUCGGGUCGUUCGCUGCAUUCGCUGCGUGGAUCCGUCGCGGACCCGAGGGGACUGACUUCGCGUACCCGUGGCCGGCGAUCGAGACGAGACGAGGAGUCGCGGAUGUUGACGGUCGCCCCCCCGCGAUCGCCGCGUUUACGCCGGACGGUUUUAACGGACGCGGCGGGAACGAGCGGACCUGCCGCCGCGGCGUCGACCGCGUCUUCCGGUAUCCUCGGACAACCGCCGUCGUCGUCGUCAACGUCCGGGACCGAAGGACCACCGUCGACACACCGGCGCGAGCUCCAGCGAGAUGAUAAGAACGAAAUGAGCGAGUCGCUCAAUACCGUCGUAAUGGAGACUUCGUAUCCCGAGCCCGAAAAUUGCCUGAAGGUCUCGCCGAUGUUGAACGUGGCGCGGCAGGACUCGGGCGUACCGGAGGAUCUCGCCUCGCCUCUUAACGGAGAGGAGGAUGCGGACCUCACUAUGAACAGUGAAUGCAACAUCACCGUUAUUCACAUCACCGAGUCGCAGAACAACAAGGCGAACGACAAGUCGCUGGCCGAGAAUAAGGACAGCAAGGACGGCAGCGACAGCGGCGUCGAGGGUUGCGCGACGGAAGUUCCGAGAGUACGCAGUAGAAAUAGCGUCGACUACACGAGUAGUUGCGGCGGCCUGGACGAGGCCUCUUGCGACUCCAGCCUCGUCAGUUGUUGCUCGGUGUACGAGGACGCGUGCGGUUCCACGUUGCCGGACGAUGCGCGGCUAGGUACUACUGGCGGCGAAGGCACGAGCGAGGGCGGCAGCGAGAGCUCGUCCAUCGCCGGCAGCGUGUCCGUGCGAACGAGCCGUAUGAACGUGAAGAGGACCGCGACGACGUCCAGCGCGGCCAAGAAGAAGAUCACGGGCGGUACCGAGUCGCAGAAGUGCGUUCGCGCGAAACCAACGAGCACGACCGCGAGCGCGAGCUUGGGCGCGACGACGCCGCGGUCCAAGUCGCGAACAGCAACGCCUAGAAACCUAAUGGCCAAGAUUCCAGGUGCGAGCAGAGAACGGGACCAUCGACCACGAUCGAAGGAGAAAUUGAGCGCCCGGGAAUCGAGCGCCUCCCUCGUCUCAGACGUCACCAAGACGCCUGUUGGUAGCCGUGGUACAGCGACGUACGGCUGUCGGUCCAGCAGCAACGUAGUGUCCAAUUCGGUAGCCACUCCCACCUCGUCGUCGAUCGCGAAGACGAGGACGAGAGUGCUGCCCGACUCGUUGCCGUCUGCGCUGACCAUGGAGAUCAACAAGGAUCUUGCGCAACGAAGUGGGAGAAUCGUCAGGAGCGAUUCGUCGAGAUCGAGGACCGCGUCCAGCACGCGAGGAGCGCGCACGCCGGCGUCCACGCCGUCCGAGGAAACGAGAGUGAAGAUACCGUCCUUGGCAACUCGAACGCCCUGCGUGAAAAGUAUCGGCUCACGCGCCGAUAAUAAAACUGCUGGUCAAGAUAACAAGGCGCUCGAUACGUAUGCAACGUUGCCGCGUAGAAACAGAAAUAAACUGACGAUCUCGAAAGUUGGAGAGAAGACGGACAAGGCGGCCAGAAGUCGAUCUGGAAGUCGAGACGUUAGCCUCAGCAGAAGCGUUGAGAAGAAAAGCACCAUUGGGAGGGAUUUGUCUUCCGUUCACAAAAGUCUGCCGCCUUAUCCCAGGCAAAGAAUCAUAGAAAGGACUCGCAUAUAUCACGAGACCAGCGCGCAGACCGGCUUGACCGGGCAGGACAUCGAGAAGGCGAUGUCUGGGCAACCGAACGCCAUCGCUGGGCCCGAGGUUAUCGAGAGACUGCACAAGGAUUGCCAAACGGAGGACGCGUGGGACGACGUACAGACUCUGCAGGAUAAUUUGAGACGCUCGAAUGAGACGAGCAGCAGUCUGCGGGAAGAGAACGAGAGAUUGAAACUUCAGCUGGCCGAGGCGAAUCGUCUUCUAGAAGAGGAACGGGCCGACCACGCCUUUGCACGUCAGGAACUCGAUAGGAACGCGCAGCGGGUACUGGCUAUGCUGGGAACGCCGCAAUCGGAGCACGCAGAGGGCAGCGACAGCUUCCUCGAGCUCGAGUGUCAUAUACAAUCUUCGGGACAAGUUGUUGCUAAUCAGCAAGUUGAAAUAGCUGAUCUGCAAUCGCUCUGUCGUAUGUUAAGCAGGGAUUUGGACAAAAGUCUAGCCGCGCAGAAGGCCUUGCUGCAACAGCAACAAGAAUUGGAGGCCGAAUCAGCUGAGAUGCAAGAUUUUCUCCAAGAGGAGAAGGCCACCUUGGUAGACGCGCUCAAAGAUGCCGAGUUAGAACUCAAGAAAAAAGGCGGAGCCUUAACUCAAAAAGAAACGGAAUUGGAGAGACAAACGGAGGAGUGUAAGCAUCUAGUGCGAAUUAGCGAACAAAGAAGACAGGAAAAUUUGUCAAUGAGUCUAAAGUUGAAUGCCGUUGAGCGGAGAAGCAGAGAACUGUUGCUCACUCAAGGCGCCGCCAUGUCCGGAGCGGCUGUAGCUCUUUCCGGGCUCAGCACUAGAUUGGAAGGAUUGGUAGAUCAAUUAAUUGCUUCUUAUAACAUCUCGGUAAAAGAUCUUGAAGACGUUAUAUAUCAUAACGAAGCGUACAGCAGAAGUAACAGUAGCGUGGAGUCUAGUCCGGUUAGUUCUAAGCAGAGUUUAAAGGAACGCACGCCGAGCCCGAAGAGCGGGUCCUUCGUUUCCGCGGUGAUCAGCGCAAUUCGAAACGCCGCGACGCAUCCCUUCGCGGCAAGAAACAUCGAUAAAAAGUCCGGCCUGGACUCGUCUAAACAGAUUUACAAAGAACUAAGUAUGGAAUCGUCGUCCGACUUGCUCGAUUUCGAAACUGAGCCAUGUUUGAUGAUGGAAAGCGUCCUGGAAGACGUACCUUUGCCAGACACGUACUCGCAUAACAUGAUAUCGAGCAGCGAUUCUCUACGUAGAGCACUGAGUUACUCCGAAACGUCGGACGAGCAUAAUAUAAGGAAGACAAAAUACGGCGAUGAGUGUACUAGCCUGACGAAUCUCACCCAGGCGAUCCUGCAUCGUCGUAAGGUGGAAGACGAAGGUGACGACGAUUGCGACUCCGUGAGCGAAUCUGAUACCGGGACCAAUGACGGUCCUAUACCUUUGAUAGAUUACUGUCCAUCUGUAGAUCUCGUCGAUCAAGUGAUCGAGGUGGACAAUCUCGUUACCAAACUUCUGAAAGUGCUACGAAUCAUACAGCUUGACAACGACACGUGUAUACAGGAAUUGAAAGAGGAGAAGUCUAAUCUAGAGAUAAAAUUAGAAGCCGCUAUAACGGAAUUGAACGAGCUUCGCAAGAUCAUCGAUAAUCUUCAUCAGUCGCCGGAGGAAGUCCUGAACAACGUGCCGGAUCGGCGACGUAGCGUUGUGGAGAAUUGCCGAAUUUUGCUCAAAGAGUUACAGAGAAAUGAACACGCCAGAUAACGCUAUCGAUUAGCGCGUCCCCUUAUUGAUACUAAGACAUCAUAUAAAUGCGUGGUACGACAUCGAGUUGAUCAUACACGUUAUAUUCUACGAGUACUCGUCCAGCAACCCUGCUGAUAUCCUAUCCCUGUGGAGAGAGGGAGAGAGAGAGAAAGAGAAAGAGAGCACGGUCCUCUUUAAACAUCUUAUUUGAAAUGGUUAUAGCUUUGAAACGUAGAACGAUGUUAUUGAGAGGAAAGGAGAAUAUCGUUUUCUUAAUAUAUGCUGUAGGCGGAACACUAUGUGUAUUGGAAUUGCGAGCGUUGAGGAGUCGCUUUAGUGCACGCUUGUGCCCCGCAUGCGACGUAUCAAGGGCGCCAAGAGAUUCGCCAACCGUACAGCUGGUUGCCUGGAACACGAAAGGAUCAACGUCGAGAGAGUGUACACUGUAUUAUUUUUAUAAUAAGAGAAUUGAAAAAUUACGCGUGAUACCAAUUGCAAUAAGAUUAGAAUUAAGAGAUUGAUAUAAUUAUAAUUAAUGUCAAUAAAAUUAAU